This is a messenger RNA of Hevea brasiliensis (rubber tree), 771 nucleotides long. RefSeq names its product 40S ribosomal protein S17-4. Gene Ontology annotation, cellular component: ribosome. NCBI's taxonomy places the organism in Eukaryota, Viridiplantae, Streptophyta, Magnoliopsida, Malpighiales, Euphorbiaceae. Gene Ontology annotation, molecular function: structural constituent of ribosome. The record is from RefSeq and is a predicted model, not a curated record. The coding region runs from base 138 to 575 and encodes 145 amino acids. The transcript has a single exon. Gene Ontology annotation, biological process: translation.
CAAAACCCUAGCUCUAAAUACCUCGCACUAGCGCAUUGCCUUCUACUCCAGUCCGUCUCCAUCUCUGCGUCUGCUACCCACAAGCACACGCCCACCUUGCACAGAGUCUCUCUUGUUCGAAGGAACUACCACAAAAAAUGGGUCGCGUCCGUACCAAGACUGUGAAGAAAUCCUCGCGCCAAGUCAUAGAGCGAUACUACUCUCGCAUGACCCUCGACUUCCACACUAACAAGAAAAUUCUUGAAGAGGUCGCUAUCAUUCCCUCCAAGCGUCUCCGCAACAAGAUUGCUGGGUUUUCUACUCAUCUCAUGAAGCGGAUCCAGAAGGGUUCUGUUCGUGGGAUCUCUCUUAAGCUUCAGGAGGAGGAGCGUGAGCGCCGCAUGGACUUUGUUCCUGAGGUCUCCGCCAUCAAGACUGAACAGAUUGAGGUCGAUAAGGAGACUAUUGAUAUGCUUGCUGCACUUGGUAUGGGUGAUAUACCUGGGAUUGUUCAGGUUGACCCGGUUGCUGUGCCUGUGACUCAGUUUGGGUUUGGCAGAGGUGGUGCCCCUGCUAGACCAGGGGGGAGGUUUUAAAUUUAGACGUCUUGUUUAUAUUUCGUUUAUGCUGUUUGUUAAGCUAUGGAGAUUUUGGUUUUAGUUGUUUAAGCAUGCUGGAAACAUUUUGGUGCUAUGCAAUUUAUGAUUAACUAUGGCCUAAAUGCCUUGUUUUGUUGGAGCAAUUUGGAUUAUUUUUAAUUAGUAAUGUCAAUUUUGAUAAUUUUUGGUGGCA